Messenger RNA from Periophthalmus magnuspinnatus, 3959 nucleotides. It is a transcript of the gene cald1a, whose product is annotated as caldesmon 1a. Gene Ontology annotation, cellular component: actin cytoskeleton. Bases 127 to 1938 code for a protein of 603 amino acids. Lineage: Eukaryota; Metazoa; Chordata; Actinopteri; Gobiiformes; Gobiidae. The transcript is spliced from 16 exons. Gene Ontology annotation, biological process: actin filament bundle assembly; muscle contraction; angiogenesis. The record is from RefSeq and is a predicted model, not a curated record. Gene Ontology annotation, molecular function: myosin binding; actin binding; calmodulin binding.
CGUAUUUUGCCUGUAGACCAGAGAGGACUGUGGGAAAGUUGUACUACUCUAUUGAAUUUUCAUGGACAAGUCUUUGUUUGAAAGUGGCAUGCUGUGAAGUUUCAAGGCUGACAUAAGGGAAGAGCCAUGGAGGAAAUGGACUUUGAGCGGCGCCGUGAGCUCCGGAGGCAGAAGCGAGAGGAGAUGCGUCUGGAGGCUGAACGGUUGGCCCGCACUGAGGAUGAUGAAGAGGAAGCUGCUCGGGAGAGAAGGCGUCGUGCCCGUCAGGAGAGAAUGAAGAACAGGGAGAAUGAGGAGAACAGCAGCAGUCAGCCUGAGACCUCAAUCCUGACCAACAAUCACAGUGUGACAGAGUCCGUGUCUUUGACCAGCUCUUUGGGAGGAGGUGGAGGAGGAGAGGAGGAAGACCAGGCCCUGAUGGAGCGCAUGGCCAAACGAGAGGAGAGAAGGCUGAGGCGUAUGAAGGAAGCCAUGGAGAGGCAGAAACUGGAGGGCUCGGACACCAGCGAUACUAUUACUACCACUACUACCAGCAUGGAGAAGACAAACAAUGGGGAAGAGGAGAGGCCUUCAUUGUGGCGUAGGGGGCGUUAUAGAGAAAGUGAGGAAGAGGAGAGCAAAUCCUACAGAAGAGAGGAAGAGGCUGUGCCCAAUGAACCACAAGAAGAAGAAAGAGAGGAGAAACCACAAAGUUCCUAUCUACGAGAACAGGACUCUGCUGAAGAACCUAAAACUCCUGACGAGGAGCUAAAAGAGGAAGCAUCAGAUUGGAGAGUGAGUGAGAGUUCAGAUCAGGUCAUAUCAAAGCGCUCUAAACUAUCCGAGACUGGUGUGGCCCAAGAGGCGCUGGCAAUGUGUGUAGAUAACCAAUCAGACAAAAUGGUUGUGAGGAAUGGCACUGCAGAGGACCAGGAGACCACAGACAAACUACGCUCUGAGGAUAAUGAGGUGAAUGAGAGAGGAGAAGAGAGAGAGGAAGAAGAAGAGGAGGAGCAGAGGCCAAAUGGAGGGUUCCAUGGAGAAGACACUCCCCCCAAACAGCACUGGAAACCUGAGCAGACCCUGAGCCGUGGCAGUGUCCGCUCCCCUGAGGUGGGGGUGGAGGAGGAGGAGGAUGCUGCUCGCUUGGAGGCGGAGCGUAAACUGGAGGAACUGAAGAGACGACGCAAUGAAGCAGAGAGCGAUGAGUUUGAACGUAUGAAGCAGAAACAGCAGGAGGCAGAGUCCGAGCUGGAGGAGCUGAAGAAGAGGAGGGAGGAAAGGAGGAAGGUGCUGGAGGAAGAGGAGAGGCAGAGGAAACAAGAGGAGGAGCAGCGCAAAGCCAGAGAGGAGGAGGAAAAGAGGAGGAUGAAGGAGGAGAUAGAGAAGCGAAGAGCGGAGGCAGCAGAGAAAAGACACAAAGUGGACGACAUUGUGGACGGAGAGGAGAAACCAUUCAAGUGUGUGAGUCCUCGAGGAUCCUCUCUCAAGAUUGGAGAGAGGGCAGAGUUCCUCAACAAGUCUGCACAGAAAAGUGCAGUGAAGACGUCUCACUCUCCAGUGGUGUCAAAGAUAGACAACAGGCUGGAGCAGUACACCUCUGCUGCUCAGAGAGAGAACAAGGAGUCUCGGUCUCCUCGCUCCGGAGCUGUGGACCUGCCUCUUGUCACCGACAUCAAGAAUAUCAAGAGCAUGUGGGAAAAGGGCAAUGUGUUCAGCUCUCCUGGAGGGGGCAGCACUUUCAAGGAAGCAGCUGUGAUGAAGACAGGCGUGGCGGGCCGCAUCAACGACUGGCUGAAUAAAACCCCGGAGAGUGGCAAAACGGCGGGAGGAAGACCUAUGGACCUGAAGCCAGUUGACGUCACCAAUAAGAGGAGUCUAUGGGAAAACAAAGCUUCUCCAGCCAAGGAGGCGGGCAGAGGGGAGAGCAAGUCAGUCGCCAACGGAAUGGGACACUAAUCUCUUAAAGAGUUCCUGGGGACCACAACAAUCCAAGCAUCUUCCUUUGUCUCCAGACCAAAUGUUGACCCCCAUCCCAAAGUGGGAUGUCCCAGAAUCAGAGGGACAGAGGAGAGCCUGUCCGAGCGCUGUCCAAGCAGCUGCCACCACAUGUGCCUUUGCACCAUGAUUCAUGUUUUUUAAAAGAAAAAGAAAUGAAUGCUGUGAAAUUUGGACUUUUGUAAAGCGAAAUCCUGCUAGGAGCAAAAAAUAUAGUCAUAGUCCACAAUGACAGACUAGUGCAUUAAAGGCUUUAACGUCUUUAUGAAGAAAUGAGAGCUCUUCCCUCUGAGACAAGUUCCAUCUCUGAUUUAUUUAUAUUUAAGCAGAAGCUUCACACAUUGCUUUUUAUUCAGUGUUCACCAGUUCAGGUUAGAAAUGUAAGCACUUCUAGAGAUUAGCUGAAUUCACUUUUUGUAUUACAGUCAUGGUCUCAGUAAUAUAUGUUAGCACAUGUGAUGUUUUAUAAAAUGUAUCCUUAUAACAACUUUGUACUCAAAAGUAUUUGCUUUUUAUAUUCAGAAACCAUUGACCAAAAGGCAGUUCUUUUGGGUUUGGAGCUAUGACGAGCAAAAGGCCAAUAUGACUUUAUUAUCUUUGAUAACAUUUUAUUUAUGUUUUUAUUGAGUGUCUUUUCUAUUACAAGCAUUUUUGUAGCUUUUUUACUUGUUUGAUCACUUCAUUCAAAGAAGAUCAUUAAGAUCUUCAGACAUUCCAAUUUGAAACCAGUAUACAGCACCUUUACUGUUUUUCAUGUUUCUCCCCGUGUCUGGAUGGGUUUCCUCCGGGUACUCCGGUUUCCCCCAUCAACCAAAACAUGAACGCCCUUCGAGACAACUGUUGUUGUGAUUUUGGGCAUUACAAGAAUAAAUGAAUUGAAUUGAAUUGAAUUAAAUCUGCAGGUUGCAUGAAAAGUCUAAAAACACAUUGGCUAUGCCAAUGUAUGUUUUUGCCAUAAUUUAAUCUCUUAUUUUCUUUCUUUUUCAGUAAUUUUAGUUGCAUUAUUUCCGUCAACAUGAUCUUUGCAGGGGAAAGCACCCUUUACCAUCCUCACGCUAAAAGUAGCAGCUUAAAUAAACAAUAUACAUGUUCAAAUGUAUUUUAAAUAAUGUUAUAAGAUUGCCUUGAAAGUGCUUGUAUCCAUGGAGAAUUACGAUGUCUAUGUCUAUGAGUCCAAAGUAUGGCCUUAAACUAUCUCUUUCGAGACAAGUAGGUGCCAGCUGGCCAAGUUAUAGGUUAGAUGGGUGGAGAAAUAGCAAUAGAAACACCUCUAAUUAAAUAAAUGCAGGCUUUUAAUACCAUACUGUGGAACAUUCCAGGCAAAUGCAUUACAUCCUCGCAGAGGCAAGCAGAUGACCAGAAAAGUUUGACACUCCACUUUUCAAUACUCCGGUGUGGAUAUGGUCAGUCUCUAACAUUCCUCUUGCUUCUAUCCUCAUAUUCUCAGUCAAUUCAAGGUGCUUACAUGAACAGUAAAUCAUGAACGUAUUACCACAUGAGGAUGUUCACCAAUAUGUUUCAUUGGCCUUGUAAUUGCAAUAUUAACACUUAUGACAGCUCAGCAUUCAAAUAUGUGUUUUUGAUAUUUGUAUUUCACUUCCACAGCAUUCCAAUUUUAUGUUUUGAACGGCACAUUUUGUUUUUGUUAAUCUGUGAAUAAUUUGCCAGGCAUUAAAUUUAUUGCUGAAGUUUGACAAUCACAUUCCAUUGGCUCCUGAAAAGAGCAGAGGGCAGGACCAAACCAUUUAUAGUUAAUUUAAUGAGGCUUUGUUGUUUAUUACCAAAGUUUCAUAAUGCCUUUUGUUCUUUUUUUUUUCCCCUUUAUGUGUAUGAUUAACCAGACACAGACAGCUAAGCCUAUGCAACUCUCACUCUCUAUCUCUGUAACCACUCCCAGUGUCUCACAAUGGGCAGUCAACUGGAUGAUCUGAGACAUUGUACCAUUGACUCACCAAUAGCAAUAAAGGAAGGCAUUGAGCUAA